Molecule: messenger RNA, 243 nt
Organism: Macrosiphum euphorbiae (potato aphid)
Lineage: Eukaryota; Metazoa; Arthropoda; Insecta; Hemiptera; Aphididae
Source: the annotation of a GenBank genome assembly
AUGGAGAUAGAAGUUGUCGAAGUCCAAGUGGAAGAUGUAAUGAUGGACCUAGCUGAAGAAGAAAUGCUACGAGAGGAAGUGGUACAAGAUGACAUCGAGUAUGUAGAUUUACUUCCUGCUGACGCAGAGGCAGAAUUUAAAUUCAGGGACGCAAUUGACGUUUUAUUACCAGACGUCAAUGAAGAAGUUAGUAAAUACAUCUUAUUAAAAUUAAAACAAACAUUUAUAACAUUAAAUUCUUAA